Myodes glareolus (Bank vole) is the source of this 1300-nucleotide messenger RNA. The record is from RefSeq and is a predicted model, not a curated record. NCBI's taxonomy places the organism in Eukaryota, Metazoa, Chordata, Mammalia, Rodentia, Cricetidae.
AUGUGGAGAACGCAGAACGGGCGUGCAGUGGUCCGAGCCCUGGUCCUGGCCACUCUGUGGCUGGCCGUGGCUGGGCGUCCCCUGGUCCGGCGACCCCUGGCUCUGUCCGGUGAAGAGCCACUCGUUCUCUACGGUUGGGGCAAGAGUACCCGACUGCAGCACCUGUACGCCGCUGGUCCCCACAUCUCCAACUGCUUCGUGAAUAUCCGGAGCGACGGCUCCGUGGACUGCGAGGAUGAACAAAACGAACGAAGUUUGCUAGAGUUCCGCGCGGUGGCUUUGAAGACGAUUGCCAUCAAGGACGUCAGCAGCGUACGGUACCUCUGCAUGAGCGCGGACGGCAAGAUACGGGGGCUGAUUCGUUACUCGGAGGAAGAUUGCACCUUCAGGGAGGAGCUGGACUAUUUAGGCUACAACCAGUACAAAUCCCCGAAGCACCACCUCCACAUCGUCCUCCUCAGGUCCAAAGACAAGCAACAGCUCCAGGACAAAACCCCCUCAAACUUCAUCCCUGUGUUUCCCCGGUCCUUUUUGGAAGCCAGGGACCAGCUGGAGUCUAAACUGUUUCCUCUGCCCCUGGAUCCUGACAGCAUGGAUCCAUUCGGGAUGGUGGAAGACAUGGAGAUGAAGAGUCCCAGCUUCCAGAAGUGACAGACUUCCAGCAGGAUGAAGAAAACCCCAAUAGCCCAUGAAUUCCCCUUUAGGAGGAUGCGCUAGAAGCUGUACAUAUUCUAAGUCUCGUUGACCAUGUGUGGUUUUAGUGGCUAGACUUGAUCGUGAACCUAAAUUGACUACCUGCCCAGCUACCAUCCGAGUCCCACUGACUUAGGUGGCUGCUGACCUGUGGCUAGGUGACUCCAGCUGUUUGAAUACCUCCACUAAUGGGGAACUCACUCCUUUGAGACAUUCUUAAUUUUGAGCCAAAUCUGUGUGGUUCGGACAUUUUCAGCAGGGUAGCCAGAAAAUGUGAAGUCCACUUAAAAUUCGUGUGCAGGAGUUGGGUUCAGGAGUAUGUAUUGACUGGCUGGACCCUGUAGGGUCUCAAUUUGCCCCCAAGUGCCUCCUGGCUAGAACUGAGGGGGGAACAAAGGGCAGCCCGGAAAACCUUGGGAGCCUUGCAGGAUGAUUUUGAGAUUAAGAAUUCCAGCUGACCACUUAAUUCCCUUUCCCCUACUUCGAGAUGUCAGAUGGAAGUGACCCUCAGCCAGGCUUAGGAGUGGACCCCUCAGCUGAGUGGGUAGCCAGGCUGCCACCUGUGCCCCAGUAGUUUAUCUUGGUCACAUGCCUCCAGAUCUGCCCA